This is a messenger RNA of Suillus subaureus, 339 nucleotides long. RefSeq lists its product as uncharacterized. The record is from RefSeq and is a predicted model, not a curated record. The transcript has a single exon. The coding region runs from base 1 to 339 and encodes 112 amino acids. NCBI's taxonomy places the organism in Eukaryota, Fungi, Basidiomycota, Agaricomycetes, Boletales, Suillaceae.
AUGAACCAUUCACAGUUCACGCCUUAUGUCUCAGUUGAGACAGCUCUUAAUCAAGACUUGUACGAGUUGGUCAAGGUGAUAUUUGGAGACCUCUUUCAAUGGAUUCAAAAAAAUGUGCAUAGGAUAGUUAUAUCUUUUAGCUCAACUAACAGCUUUACUGUCCAGCUACAGGAACUCCUGCCAAAGGAGUAUGAUUUACUUGAAGCUAGUGCAUGCAUCCUACCAGGCAACCAUCACUCCCCUGUGCUACCUUUCCUAUCACUUGUCUUCAACCUCAACGUCACACCAAAGGACAUAGAGACGGUAAUGACAAACACUUUUGCCUUGUCCUUCCCAUAG